Molecule: messenger RNA, 3557 nt
Organism: Platichthys flesus (European flounder)
Lineage: Eukaryota; Metazoa; Chordata; Actinopteri; Pleuronectiformes; Pleuronectidae
Gene: fzd5
Product: frizzled class receptor 5
Exons: 1
Coding region: 663-2438 (591 amino acids)
Biological process (GO): non-canonical Wnt signaling pathway; canonical Wnt signaling pathway
Cellular component (GO): plasma membrane
Molecular function (GO): Wnt-protein binding; Wnt receptor activity
Source: RefSeq, a predicted model, not a curated record
GAAGCGGCAGCUCUGUCAAACACCGGGAGCUUCGGAUUCUUUCUCCCCCUGAAGGAAACUGUGGAUUAUCAUCGGGUUGUCGUAGCAGCAGAGAAAAAACACGUGUAACUUGACUGCUUUCAGCCUUGUUCCAUGUUCCUAAGGGAAUAAACCCGGAGAAGACGCGUCCAGCUGCGUUUUUACGCACCAGGUUCCAGGUGUACUGACUGGAGACUCUUUAGUUCAUGGACUUUUAUUUCCCUCACUAAAGAUUUGAAUUGUGACUUUUAGUUUCUCACACUUUCCUGGACUCAUUUUGGUCUUUUUUUCACCUGGUUUGAGUCCCACGAUGCGAUUUUUUCUUGAGUGGAGGAGCCGCAGGGGACAAACAGUCCCGGUGACAAUGUCCCAGGGUUGUUAAAGUGAUUGGAUCGUGACCGGCGGAUAUGAACUUUCUCCACAAUGAUUGCUGCCGCUCUGGUGAAUGACUGACAGCUCGGUGGUGGAGCUGCAGGGACACAGUGGAUUGACCCACAGACGCGGAACUUGUUUAAAUCACAGAGACGCAUGAGGGCGAAGAUUUCUUUCAGGCUUCAGAUAUGGAAUCAUGAGUUAAAUCCAACUUUUCCUUCACUUUUAUUACUUUUAUCCUCUCAAUUAGUUUAGAUUUCUAGUUUAAUAGAAUGUGGUUUUUCCCCAUGGCACUCCUGGGGAGACACGCGCCACGCAGCCCUGUGCUCCCGCGGCCCCUCGUGUUUUCUCUCCUGCUGCUCCUCCGUGGUGCGGGUCUCACCUCCGCAGCCUCCAAGGACCUGGUGUGCGAGCCCAUCACGGUGCCCAUGUGCAAGGGCAUCGUCUACAACCUGACCUACAUGCCUAACCAGUUCAACCACGACACCCAGGAGGAGGUGGGCCUGGAGGUGCACCAGUUCUGGCCCCUGGUGCGCAUCCACUGCUCGCCGGACCUGCUCUUCUUCCUGUGCAGCAUGUACACCCCCAUCUGUCUGCCGGACUACCGCAAGCCGCUGCCGCCCUGCCGCUCCGUGUGCGAGCGGGCCAAGCGCGGCUGCUCCCCGCUCAUGAGCCAGUACGGCUUCGAGUGGCCGGAGAGGAUGAGCUGCGAGCGGCUGCCUCAGCUGGGGGACGAGACCCUGUGCAUGGACCAGAACAGCAGCGAGACCACCACACUGGCCCCCCCGUUCCCCAAACCCACCCCUAAAGGCCGGACCAGACCCCCGAGCCCCCCUAAGUGUGACAGGGAGUGCCGCUGCAGAGACCCCCUGGUCCCCAUCAAGAGGCAGUCCCACGCCCUGUACGGCCGGGUGCAGACCGGCCCCCUGGCCAACUGUGCUCAGCCCUGCCACCAGCACUACUUCUCGGCUGAUGAACGGGCCUUCACCAGCUUCUGGUUGGGCCUCUGGUCGGUGCUGUGCUUCGUCUCCACCUUGACCACUGUGGCCACCUUCCUCAUUGACAUGGAGCGCUUCAAGUACCCAGAGAGGCCCAUCAUCUUCCUGGCUGCCUGCUACCUCUUCGUCUCCCUGGGUUAUAUCAUCCGCCUGGUGGCAGGUCAUGAGCGGGUGGCCUGUGGUACCACUAGUGGUGCUGGUAGUGGUGGAGACCAGCUGCACAUCCUCUACGACACCACAGGCCCGGCUCUCUGCACCCUGGUCUUCUUGUUGGUGUACUUCUUCGGCAUGGCAAGUUCCAUCUGGUGGGUGGUGUUGUCCUUCACCUGGUUCCUGGCUGCAGGGAUGAAGUGGGGCAGCGAGGCCAUUGCUGGAUACUCUCAGUACUUCCACCUCGCCGCUUGGCUCAUCCCCAGCGUCAAGACCAUCGUGGUCCUGGCCCUCAGCUCUGUGGAUGGGGACCCUGUGGCUGGGAUCUGCUACGUUGGGAACCAGAGUCUGGAGAACCUCAGGGGAUUCGUACUUGCUCCUCUGGUGGUUUACCUCUUCACCGGUUCUCUGUUCUUGCUCGCAGGUUUUGUUUCUCUCUUCCGCAUCAGAAGCAUCAUCAAGCAAGGUGGCACCAAGACGGACAAACUGGAGCGGCUGAUGAUCCGCAUUGGGCUCUUCACGGUGCUCUACACCGUCCCAGCCACCAUUGUGGUGGCCUGCCUGGUCUACGAGCAGCACUACAGGCCUGGCUGGGAGCGAGCCUUGGCCUGCUCCUGCCUGACUGAGCGCCAGCGCUCAGGCCUUGGUCCGGACUACGCCGUCUUCAUGCUCAAGUACUUCAUGUGCUUGGUGGUGGGCAUCACCUCAGGAGUUUGGAUUUGGUCAGGCAAAACUCUGGAGUCCUGGAGGAGGUUUGUGGCUCGAUGCUGCCCCUGCUGGCUGCAGAAGGCCACGGCUCCACCAUCCAUGUACAGUGAGGCCAGUACUGCUUUAACUGGACACACUGGAACUGGGCUGACAUUAGGGAUGUAUCACAAAGCUGCUCCCGCUCAUAUAUGAAUUGAAUGGACUUAUUAUUAUUAUUAUUAUGUUCAUAUACACACUGAACAGUUCCCCGUGUGGACACUUAGAAACACACAAUUCAAACACUCCAGAACGAGUUGUGGACAAACAUCUGCAGGACUGUGACUCUGAUUAUCAGCGCAAAUUAAAAAACUGAAAAAAUCAACAAGUUACCUGAAAAAAAUGUAACUUGAAAAAGUAUUGGAAAAAAUGAAACAAUUUAACUGCUUUAAAGAGUUGAAAAAAAAUUUUCAGUCAGAGACAAGGAUCCUCGAUAGGAUCACUCGUUCUUCUUCUUGUUUGUUUAUCCUGAGCACUGAGAGAGAAAAACAUAUUUAUUUAUGUAAAUAUUGUAUACAUUUGAUGUAAAAAAAAGAGAAAAUUAGUUGUAUAGUGUGAUGAUUAGUUAGUUAACAACCAAUGUCACUGACACAAGUCAAGAGUGAGACACCAGGGAAACGAACCUCUUCUGAUUUGAAGUGUGUAUAAAUUUGUACAUAUCAGUGUUUGAGUUUGACGUUGAGUGUUUUUGUACCAUUACAAACUGAAAAGUUUUUUGUCAGACUUUAGAGUCACUUGACUAAUUCAGUCGUUUUAACAGACGACUCCAGUUUCUGAAGAGUGAAUUAGUUUUGUCGAUUACAUGUAAACGACCAGGGUGAAACUGCUAGGCCUUUAGCCUCACCUGCUGGUUAACAGAGGAACUGAUCACACCAGGGACUCAAACAUGGACCCCACUAGAAAAACAUGAGAACCGAGAUCCUCAAGUUUGAAAUAUAAAAAUAGUGGAGGCAAAUCUACCCUUUGAUUAACUUUCUUAGACAUAAUCAACAUUUUUUAAAUAAUAUCUGUUUUGUCUCUUCUGCUGUGGAUUCUCUGAGGCCAUCACGUCCUCUUCGAGGUCCCUGGACCUCAUCUUGAGAACCGUUGCUCUGUUUUUCUAAUGAUUUCAUGACACAGGCUCUGAACAGACGAAGAAUUCACACGUUGAUAGAUUUUUGACACAAUAACGUAACAAAUAGAUAACUUAACCACAGACGGGAUUGAUAAUUAACCAUUUAUAACAUUUAUUUCUCGUCAAGUUUCAGUUCGAUUUUGCUUUAGAUUCAAAACAUU